Harmonia axyridis is the source of this 1476-nucleotide messenger RNA. RefSeq names its product ell-associated factor Eaf. Gene Ontology annotation, biological process: positive regulation of DNA-templated transcription; regulation of transcription elongation by RNA polymerase II. Gene Ontology annotation, molecular function: transcription elongation factor activity. The record is from RefSeq and is a predicted model, not a curated record. Gene Ontology annotation, cellular component: super elongation complex. The coding region runs from base 218 to 1237 and encodes 339 amino acids. The transcript has 6 exons. Lineage: Eukaryota; Metazoa; Arthropoda; Insecta; Coleoptera; Coccinellidae.
CAUCGAGAAGUAGGUCAAUAAUUUACUACUUUUCAAUACGUGUUUUCAAGUUCUCAUAUGUUACGAAGUCAUUUGAAUAUUUUCCCAUAAUUGCUAAUCUGAAAUGACUAUGAAAUGAAUUAGGAGUUUGUGAUCGAUAUGUAGGAACAGGACUUAUUAAAUUAAAAAUAUUUCGCAGAUUCACUGAUAACCAAAAACUUAAGGAUAAGAUUGAAAUAUGGCAGAAAAAUUAGGUAUCAAAAUUGGAAAUGAAGUAAGAGAAUUAAAGAUUGGUCAAAGUUUUACAAAUCCAAAGUCGACGGCAUUUCAUACAAUAAAAUAUGACUUUAAGCCUGCAUCAGUUGACAAAAAUAAAAUUGCUACAGUAGAUGUAGGAAACAAUCAUCAAGUCGCAGUUACUGUUCCCCACCUAGAUGGAUCAGGAGUUCCUCAGACAGUAUUCAAAGGAUCACAAAGGCCAUAUACAAAAGAAUGUGUCUUAAUAAUAGAUAAAAGAACCGGCGAAGUAACUUUAGAACGAUUAUCUUGUAACAUACAAGUUAAAAAAACACGUAAUGAAUCCUCUAAAGUACCUCAUCCAUCAGAGAGGUUAGGUGUUAAUUCCAAUGAACGUAACAGUUCCUCGAGUCUUGCUGCAAGAUCACAAACACCGCCAGUUGGGCAGCGUGUUUCAAGCAAAACUAAAGUGACCAGUGGAAGUAGAAGACCUGAUAGACCAAUCACAAAUUUAAUUCCUAAACACUCGCCACUUCAGUCCAGUCCUCGUUAUCCAUCUCCAAAUCAGCAAAACAAAAGUCCCAAAGAUGAAUUACGCAACUUUAAUAAUGACAAUCACACUAGUGCAUCUGCAAGUUUGCCAAUGAUAGGUCUUGAUGAAUUCCCUGAACCUCGUUUACCUGUCAGUAACUCUCACCACAAUUCCACUCAUAUGAAUACAACAUCUUCCCAACAAAACAAUUCUAGCAUACCAAUAGAAAAACCUUCAACUUUCCACAUAACACCAGAUGAAAUCGGAGAGAUCAGUGACAGUUCAUCAUCAAGCAGUGAUGGAGACAGUGAUUCAGAAGAUGAGGCUAAUUCUACUGUCCUUGAAAGAAAUCUCACAAGCAACGAUAGAAAUAAUGGUCAUUGCAAUGGAAUCCAGAACUCCACCGCGCCAAAAUUCAAUUCAGUGCCAACAAGCCGCUUGCUCAAGGAAGAUCUGUGCCUUUCUGAGUCCGGAUCUGAUUCCGAUUGAAAACCUGGAUAUGUACUUUUGUAUACUAUGAAAAAUAGUAUUGUUUUUUAUGGUCAUCAAUUGAGAUUAUUUGUUAAGGAACAACUUGUGUUAUAUUGAAAAAUUUAUUCCUCAUUUCUUUGUGCCUUAUCUUCUUCAGAUAUGGACAAUUGAUCUGGCCCAUAUUUAUUUAAUGCUGCUAAAUAUAUUUACUGAUAUUUUGUUAUUGUAUCUAUAAAUUAGAAUAUUUUCAAUCAAAA